This is a messenger RNA of Bicyclus anynana (squinting bush brown), 2197 nucleotides long. RefSeq names its product modular serine protease. The record is from RefSeq and is a predicted model, not a curated record. Gene Ontology annotation, cellular component: plasma membrane. The transcript is spliced from 15 exons. Gene Ontology annotation, molecular function: serine-type endopeptidase activity; protein binding. Gene Ontology annotation, biological process: proteolysis. Bases 148 to 2172 code for a protein of 674 amino acids. NCBI's taxonomy places the organism in Eukaryota, Metazoa, Arthropoda, Insecta, Lepidoptera, Nymphalidae.
CAUAUUGGGUUUCCCGUACCUAGUUCUCGUUUCGUCUCAAAAUACCUCAUUACGUUUAAAAGUUAUGCAUAUCAAUAAGUAUUUAAUGACUUUUAUAUAAAUCUUAUUUAUUUAAUUAAAAUAAGUAAUUAAAUUGUGUUUAUAAAUAUGGUGCGCUUCGUGUGCUUAGUUUUCCUUGUUUUUAUAUUUACAAAACCAGCAUUGACUGCCGUAGCGGAUAACAGGAGUCCCUGCUUCGCAGAUGAGUUCUCCUGCAACGAUCGGACUUGCGUUAGUCUUGACGUGUUGUGCGACGGAGUAGCGGACUGUACGGACGGCGCGGACGAGCGUGCCUGCGACGGGAUAGGAAAAUUGGGGACUGACAGAUGGUACAGAGUGAAGCGUCAAGCAACACCUUGCCGUAAGAACCAGUGGCAGUGUCGCGAUCGAAGCUGCAUCAACGUCGACGGGAGAUGCGAUGGCGUGGUCGACUGUCCGGACGGAAGCGACGAAACUUUCCCACUGUGUCGGAAGAGUCAAUGCCAGAGCAACUGGUUCCGUUGCACGUAUGGCGCAUGCGUGGAUCGCACAGCACCAUGUAACGGCAGACAGGAGUGCGCUGACAAUUCGGACGAGCUGCUGCCGCGCUGUCGGAACCAAACACAAGUUGUCCGAGGGCAGUUCAAAUGUGCGAACGGUCAGAUGAUAUCGUCGGUUGGUCGCUGCGACGGCGCCAAGGACUGUAGCGACGGCUCGGACGAGACGCUGGCGACCUGCGCGGGGACCGCUUGCUCGGGCUACCUGUUCCAGUGCGCGUACGGGGCUUGUGUGGAUCAGGGCUCCGACUGUAAUGGGAUACAAGAUUGCGCGGACGGGUCGGACGAGUCGGACGAGCUGUGCAACAGGAACAGCGCCGGAGUCGAACCUGUGACCCAGCGGCCCGUCACACCACCACCCAGCAAACCAUCCCAAGGUGGUAACUGCGUGCUACCCCAGUACCCGCAGUACGGUACAUACACCGUGGCGAACGUGCCGGGCGCGGUGCCGGGGGAGACGUACCCCAGCGCGGUGCUCAACAUCACCUGCAUCCCAGGGUUCGGUGUGGAGGAGAACAGGAACACGCUGUGGUGUUACGACGGUAGCUGGUCCAACAACAUGCCCAAAUGUGUCCGUUUCUGCAGACUGAACAAGCACCCAAGUGUUGAAUACCGCUGCAUUAGCACCGGCGCCUUCAUCGGCUCCAGGGAGUGUGGGCCUCUGGAACCAGCUGGAACCGUUGUCCAGCCGUACUGCAGAACACCAAACUACUACUAUCCUGGUGUACUAUCCAACAUGAACUGCAUCGACGGCAGUUGGGACUACAUCGCUCAGUGCAAACCAGAAUGUGGCACCAUCACCCCCUUCGCCAAACCCCUCAUCAUAGGGGGUCGCGUGGCUAAGAAGGGGGAGCUCCCCUGGCACGCAGGAAUAUACGACAAACUCUACGAGCCCUACAUGCAGGUCUGCGGAGGCUCCUUGAUCUCAACGACAGCCGUCAUAUCAGCUGCCCACUGUUUCUGGACCGACACGGAGAAGAAGUUACCGGCUGCUAACUUCGGCGUGGCGGUGGGCAAGUUGUAUCGUCCCUGGAACAACCUCAAGGAGGAGGACGCACAGAAGACUGACGUGGCUGAGAUUAAACUGACCCCGCGCUACCAGGGCUCGGGCACCAACUACCAGGACGACAUAGCUAUAGUGGUGGUCGUGACUCCCUUCGUGUACCUGCCCUCCGUGCGUCCAGUGUGCAUCAACUUCGACGUGCUGUUCGAACAGCAGCAGUUGGCGCCGACCUCUAUGGGCAAGGUGGCCGGCUGGGGGCUGACGACGGCGGCGGGCGGCGCGUCGCAGGUGUUGAAGGUGGUGCAGAUGCCGGUGGUGGCCAUCGACGAGUGUCGCGCCGUGUCGCCGCCCAGCUUCCGCGUGCAUCUCACCAGCGACAAGUUCUGCGCCGGGUACACCAACGGCACAACACUAUGCCAGGGCGACAGCGGCGGUGGGCUGGCGUUCCCAUCACUAGAGCAAGGCGUAGAGCGACAUUACUUGCGCGGAAUCGUCUCAGUGUCGCCCGCAGAUGACAACGCAUGCAACAAAGAUGCACUAGUCGCGUUCACGCAGAUCACCAAACACGAGAAUUUCGUCAAACCCUAUCUGUAAUACGCAAUAUACUUGGUCUACUAAA